Molecule: messenger RNA, 3417 nt
Organism: Pongo pygmaeus (Bornean orangutan)
Lineage: Eukaryota; Metazoa; Chordata; Mammalia; Primates; Hominidae
Gene: MED15
Product: mediator complex subunit 15
Exons: 18
Coding region: 260-2497 (745 amino acids)
Biological process (GO): regulation of DNA-templated transcription
Molecular function (GO): transcription coregulator activity
Source: RefSeq, a predicted model, not a curated record
CUCAGCAAUCUAUCCAAGAAGCAUAUAUUGGGGAGUAAGGAGGGCAUCCACCAGCAAGACCACAGUUGUUGACAGCCAUAAGAUUGGAGACAAGCACAAAGGGCCUGUGCGCGAGACUCCAUUUCCCACAAAGCCCCCCUUCACUUCCGGCUCGGCCAAGGCACUGCGGACGGCUUCCGGGUUUGGGCCUGGCUCUGUGACUGAGGCGGCGGCGGUGGCGGCCGAGCGGGAUACGGGCGGCGGGAGCUGGGGAACAGGCAUGGACGUUUCGGGGCAAGAGACAGACUGGCGGAGCACCGCCUUCCGGCAGAAGCUGGUCAGUCAAAUCGAGGAUGCCAUGAGGAAAGCUGGUGUGGCACACAGUAAAUCCAGCAAGGAUAUGGAGAGCCAUGUUUUCCUGAAGGCCAAGACCCGGGACGAAUACCUUUCUCUCGUGGCCAGGCUCAUUAUCCAUUUUCGAGACAUUCAUAACAAGAAAUCUCAAGCUUCCGUCAGUGAUCCUAUGAAUGCACUCCAGAGCCUGACUGGCGGACCCGCCGCGGGAGCCGCCGGAAUUGGCAUGCCUCCUCGGGGCCCGGGACAGUCUCUGGGCGGGAUGGGUAGCCUUGGUGCCAUGGGACAGCCAAUGUCUCUCUCAGGGCAGCCGCCUCCUGGGACCUCGGGCAUGGCCCCUCACAGCAUGGCUGUCGUGUCUACGGCAACUCCACAGACCCAGCUGCAGCUCCAGCAGGUGGCGCUGCAGCAGCAGCAGCAACAGCAGCAGUUCCAGCAGCAGCAGCAGGCGGCGCUACAGCAGCAGCAACAGCAGCAACAGCAGCAGUUCCAGGCUCAGCAGAGUGCCAUGCAGCAGCAGUUCCAAGCAGUAGUGCAGCAGCAGCAGCAGCUCCAGCAGCAGCAGCAGCAGCAGCAUCUAAUUAAAUUGCAUCAUCAAAAUCAGCAACAGAUACAGCAACAGCAACAGCAGCUACAGCGAAUGGCACAGCUGCAGCUCCAGCAACAGCAACAGCAGCAGCAGCAGCAGCAACAGCAGCAGCAGCAGGCUUUGCAGGCCCAGCCGCCAAUUCAGCAGCCACCGAUGCAGCAGCCACAGCCUCCGCCCGCCCAGGCUCUGCCCCAGCAGCUGCAGCAGAUGCAUCACACACAGCACCACCAGCCACCACCACAGCCCCAGCAGCCUCCAGUUGCUCAGAACCAACCAUCACAACUCCCGCCACAGUCGCAGACCCAGCCUUUGGUGUCGCAGGCGCAAGCUCUCCCUGGACAAAUGUUGUAUACCCAACCACCACUGAAAUUUGUCCGAGCUCCGAUGGUGGUGCAGCAGCCCCCAGUGCAGCCCCAGGUGCAGCAGCAGACAGCAGUACAGACAGCUCAGGCUGCCCAGAUGGUUGCUCCCGGAGUCCAGGUCAGCCAGAGCAGCCUCCCCAUGCUGUCCUCGCCGUCACCGGGCCAGCAGGUGCAGACCCCGCAGUCGAUGCCCCCACCCCCCCAGCCGUCCCCGCAGCCCGGCCAGCCCAGCUCACAGCCCAACUCCAACGUCAGCUCUGGCCCUGCCCCGUCCCCCAGUAGCUUCCUGCCUAGCCCCUCACCGCAGCCCUCCCAGAGCCCAGUGACGGCGCGGACCCCACAGAACUUCAGUGUCCCCUCACCUGGACCUUUAAACACACCUGUGAACCCCAGCUCUGUCAUGAGCCCAGCUGGCUCCAGCCAGGCUGAGGAACAGCAGUACCUGGACAAGCUGAAGCAACUGUCCAAGUACAUCGAGCCCCUACGCCGCAUGAUCAACAAGAUCGACAAGAACGAAGACAGAAAAAAGGACCUGAGUAAGAUGAAGAGCCUUCUGGACAUUCUGACAGACCCCUCGAAGCGGUGUCCCCUGAAGACCUUGCAAAAGUGUGAGAUCGCCCUGGAGAAACUCAAGAAUGACAUGGCGGUGCCCACUCCCCCACCGCCCCCGGUGCCACCGACCAAACAGCAGUACCUAUGCCAGCCGCUCCUGGAUGCCGUCCUGGCCAACAUCCGCUCACCUGUCUUCAACCAUUCCCUGUACCGCACAUUCGUUCCAGCCAUGACCGCCAUUCACGGCCCACCCAUCACGGCCCCAGUGGUGUGCACCCGGAAGCGCAGGCUUGAGGAUGAUGAGCGGCAGAGCAUCCCCAGUGUGCUCCAGGGCGAGGUGGCCAGGCUGGACCCCAAGUUCCUGGUAAACCUGGACCCUUCUCACUGCAGCAACAAUGGCACUGUCCACCUGAUCUGCAAGCUGGAUGACAAGGACCUCCCGAGUGUGCCACCACUGGAGCUCAGUGUGCCCGCUGACUAUCCUGCCCAAAGCCCACUGUGGAUCGACCGGCAGUGGCAGUACGACGCCAACCCCUUCCUCCAGUCGGUGCACCGCUGCAUGACCUCCAGGCUGCUGCAGCUCCCAGACAAGCACUCGGUCACCGCCUUGCUCAACACUUGGGCCCAGAGCGUCCACCAGGCCUGCCUCUCAGCCGCCUAGCCAAGACUGCAGGGAUGGCCCGCAGCCUCAUCGGGGCCAAGGACACACGCCUCGUGUCAGGCACUUCUAGGUGUUGGCUUCCUUAGAGAGCCUGGGUUUAGGUUAGCUUUCCUGCUUUUAUCUUCUGCCUUGGGGACCUGCCAAACGAAAUCCCACACCUGUACAGAACUGGGAUAGGCGCAGUGGAGCGGGCUGCUUGGGGGGUGUUGGCCGACUUCUUACAGAAGGCCCUCCAUGUGACUUCCUCCAAGGAGCCAGAUGCGAUCCUUGGGCUGCUCUCACUGUGGCCUGUCCACGGUCCAGGUCCAUCUCAGCAGCGUGAGGGUGCACUCAGGGUGUUGUUAGAGCGUCUCGUGUGUGCUAGACACACCCCUACUCGUUCCUAUAGGAGAACACAGAGGACAUAGGAAACCCUUAAAACACACAUGGGAUUCUCUGGUCACAGUUUUGGGUUCAGGCUACGCUGCUUUGGGCAGGUAGGGCACCCUCUGGGGAAGCCCCCAAGUCCAGGGCACAGGCUGCCUUUUGGAGGGAGGGCUGGCCCAUAUGCGCUGCUGGCUCCCCGCCACCAGCCGGGCCUCAGCCCUCACGGCAUUCCUGCUGAGCACCGUGGGGCACCCAGGGAGCAGGGGCGUUGGGGAUCCUGCUGCCGGCACCCCGUGCCGCUGGCAUGAGGGCCGUAUCCCCACUGUGAAGGAUGAAGAGCAAGGCCCUCAGGACCCGUGUCCUUAGAGCACCACACACUGAGCCACCCAGAGAGAGUGGGCCUGGCAGCAGGCCGGGGCCAUGCAGGGAGCGCCUCCCUAUGUUGCCUGCCACUCUGGGCACCGGCCAGCAGCCCUCUGCUGAGAAGAGGUCCCCCCUUUUUAUGUGCACUACCCCACCAUCUGUGAUUAUAAUAAAUUUAUUAUUCCUGUGUU